AUGGGCGCUGGGAAGAAAGAACAUACUGGCCGCCUUGUUAUCGGAGACCACAGAUCAACCUCUCACUUCAGGACAGGGGAAGAAGACAAGAAAAUGAACGAAGAACUGGAAUCUCAGUACCAACAGAGCAUGGACAGCACGAUGUCUGGACGAAACCGGCGCCAUUGUGGACUUGGUUUCAGUGAGUUUCAGGAAGGUGAAGAACAAGAAGAGGCGGCUGGACACUCCUCUGAAGAGAGUUCAGAGUACUCCGAAAGUGGCUCUGAGUCAGAGCAAGAGGAGUCUGCCGAGGAGCUACAAGCUGCUGAAAAACAUGAUGAAGCUGAGGUUCCAGAAAACAAAAAAGAAGCAAAGAGCAACUAUAAAAUGAUGUUUGUUAAAGCCAGUGGUUCAUAACUGCAGAUGUAACAGCUUUGUAUUUCAAGUACAGUAAGCCUUAUUGUUACCAUGCAAAGUGGAGGACUGCUACAGCACAAAUCUUUGUAUUAUGAUUUUAAAAAGACCCCAUUAGAUGACAAAAAGUAGUAUUUGAUUUCAGUUGCCAUGGAUAACAUUUUUAUGGGCACAGUGAUGUGACUGGUUUUUGUAAAGUGUAUAAAAUACUGGAUGGAGAAAUAAAUUCUUUUUGUUCUGGCCCAAUCUCUACAAUCUUACCUAAACUAUCCCUCCCCUUAUUCCACGCCAGAUAAAGAAAAUUCAUGGUAGUCAUUUCUUUUGUUAGUACCCCAGUUUUGAAUUUUUAACUAUUAAGAUUACAUGUGAAUUACUGGAUGUUGCAUUAGUUCGUAAAAUACCAGUAUCAGCACUAUUCUGUCGUGUACUAGAGCUUUAAACAAUGAUUCUGUCUAUAGAUGCUAGUGUUGACAGGGCUAAGAGGAGAAAUCAAUCACUUUUGUGACAGCAUUAAUCACUGUAUCCAUCUGAAGUCCUACAGCAGUCGCAUUGGAGAAGAUGUUUUAGAAAUGCAUAAUACAACAGAAAGCUCUGAUUGCUUCUUUGGCUUUAUAAUGAGGGGUAUAAGCUGUAGUUCCUUAUACCUUUCAGUAGAAAAGAGUGAUUUUUUUGAAUUGCUGGCUCCUGGUUAUAGCACUGAGCUGUUAUUAAAAACAAUUCCUCCCAAAGAAACCAGUUUACUUUGAAAAGAGAAAAUAUACUUUGAUAACAAAAAGGAUAUACAAAUCAUUUAGCUUUUUAAAAUAUAGAAUACAGAGUUAAUUA
This is a messenger RNA of Cariama cristata (Red-legged seriema), 1218 nucleotides long. Its product is annotated as chromosome unknown open reading frame, human C11orf58. The record is from RefSeq and is a predicted model, not a curated record. The transcript is spliced from 4 exons. Bases 1 to 396 code for a protein of 131 amino acids. NCBI's taxonomy places the organism in Eukaryota, Metazoa, Chordata, Aves, Cariamiformes, Cariamidae.